Mangifera indica (mango) is the source of this 990-nucleotide messenger RNA. RefSeq names its product two-component response regulator ARR17-like. Gene Ontology annotation, biological process: cytokinin-activated signaling pathway; phosphorelay signal transduction system. The record is from RefSeq and is a predicted model, not a curated record. NCBI's taxonomy places the organism in Eukaryota, Viridiplantae, Streptophyta, Magnoliopsida, Sapindales, Anacardiaceae. The transcript is spliced from 5 exons. The coding region runs from base 385 to 819 and encodes 144 amino acids.
AAGUAAAUUGAAAAACGUUGUACAUGCAGCAAUCCAAUGCAUGAGAUACAUAUAUAAGAAGAUGGAGGGGUCUUUGGAGAGAGAGAAAGAUGGGAUAUGGAGGAGGAAUGGGACUGAAUCAAAUCAUAAAGAGAAACCCAAAAAGGAUAUCGAAAUAUCUGUGAUCUACUUUGAUUUUAUCAUUCAUUUAUGUCUUGUGAAUUAUCAAAAAAAUUCAUUCUCACCCACCAACUUGUCAUUUUCAUUAUCAUCAUUAUUUCAUCUUAUCUUUCCUUUCCUCUAUAAAUACUCCACCACGCCGCCUUGCAUUUGCUGUGCCUUUGUUUUGUUUCUGUAUGUGCUUGCUGCUAUCUCUAGUUCUAAUUAUAUUGUACCAUUUUGUUAAUGGAGUUUAGUAGCGUUGCAUCCUCUUCAUCAAAGCCUCAUGUUUUAGCAGUUGAUGAUAAUCUUGUUGAUCGAAAAUUGGUCGAAAUGUUGCUCAAGAAGUCCUCUUGCAAAGUGACAACUGCAGAGAACGCGGUGAGGGCAUUGGAGUAUCUGGGGUUGGUAGAUGAACAAGAGAAAGCCCUGGAGAGCAAUAUUGAAUCUAAAGUAAACCUGGUGAUUACAGAUUACUGUAUGCCAGGAAUGACAGGCUAUGAGCUUCUAAAGAAAAUCAAGGAAUCUUCUGCUACCAGGGAGGUUCCGGUUGUUGUGAUGUCAUCAGAGAACAUCCCAACACGAAUUAACAAGUGCUUAGAGGAAGGAGCCCAAAUGUUCAUGCUGAAGCCUUUGAAACAAUCAGAUGUGCAGAAAUUGACAUGCCAUUUGGUGAAAUGAAGAGGCAGCUAAUGACACAAUUUUAUUAGGAAGAAGAGCACCCACAACACAAUCUCUGAAAAAUCAAGGGAAAACUGCAGUAUAAAAGUCACAUAAUUUGUUUCUCUAGCUGCAAAUUCAUCUCCCUCAAAUUAUUGUUGUAUGAGAUGCAUAAUGAAAUUUCUUACGUUC